Molecule: messenger RNA, 1155 nt
Organism: Periconia digitata
Lineage: Eukaryota; Fungi; Ascomycota; Dothideomycetes; Pleosporales; Periconiaceae
Source: the annotation of a GenBank genome assembly
UUCCCAGUCUAGACGGCUCUGCUUAGACAGCUUCGUGCACGAGAGCCUCUUCCGAAAUGCGAUAUCAAGGCACAGCGCGCUGCACACCAACCCCAUGCCUACCCGGAAGCUCGUACUUGAUUCCGGUCUCAAUGCAGAACCUGGGUUGCAGUGCUCGAUCCCCAGCCGCGUAGUAGACUGUCGAUGCCGCUCUACUACUAUGAAAGAGUUAGGCAGCGAUCGAGAUAGUAAUUAGUUGGGGAGCCAUGUGCACAGUGCGAAUAAAUUGCAAGCCUGCAGGCGCGUGCGACCGUAGCCACCGUCUGCCGACAUUGUGUAAUAUGAACCUUAGAUUAAUAGCAAGCGGAAUCGAGGCAACGAGGCUUUGACUGGGCAUCUGCGCACACGUUCAAUUUGGGCGAUGCAUCAUGACGAUCCGUGGCUUUUCCGGACCGUUGAAACAACAAACUUCUUCGAAAAUGAGAACCGCUGCUCUCCUCGUCGCCUCCGCGGCCGCCGUCUCUGCCCACUCGACAUGGCAACAACUCUGGGUCGGAUCCACCGAUAAGGGCACGUCCUGCACCAGGACCGUCGCCAACAACAACCCCAUCUCGUCGCUCUCCUCAUCCGAUAUGUUCUGCGGUAUUGGCCCAGCCUCUUCUUCGGGAGUCUGCGAGGUCGCCGCCGGCAGCCCCUUGACCGUCGAGAUGCACGCUCAGCCCAACGAGCGUUCCUGCAGCCAGCCCGCCAUCGGCGGAAACCACUACGGCCCCGUUCUCAUCUACAUGGCCAAGGUCGAUGACGCCAAAACCGCAAAGAGCGGAUCCUUCUUCAAGGUCGCUGAAGACGGCUACAAGGGCACCACCCCAACCUGGGGCACCGAGAUCCUCAACGCAAACUGCGGAAAGCGCGCCUUCACCGUCCCGAGCAACAUCGCCGCCGGCGACUAUCUCGUUCGUGCCGAAGCCAUCGCUCUCCACGCUGGUGUCGGCAACCCCCAGCCGUACGUCUCGUGCUUCCAGGUCAAGGUCACUGGUGGUGGUAGCGCUACUCCUGCCGGUGUUAGCUUCCCCGGUGCCUACAAGCUCAGCGACCCCCUCUUCACCAAGGCCAUCUACGACUCGUCCUUCCAGUACACCUCCCCCGGCCCCGCCGUUUACUCUGGUUAGAGCAUAC